GACUUGGCUGGGCCACGAUCCUCAGUGUUUUGGCAGUCAUAUAGUGUAGUAAUCACUUCCCUGUUGAGAUUGGAAAUGUGAUUCCCCCAAUGACGGGAUCUGCUGGGAGUAGCCAAUCAGUUGAAAGGGAGUUUCCUUGGGAGUGUGCCUGCACUGAAUGGUUAAUAUGCUAUCUCAUUUAAUCUUCAGAAUCCUCCUAACAACCCAGCAAGUAAGACAAGAUAUCAUCCUCCAGGAUUUCAUAGCAGAGACUGUCAAGUGAACACUGGGUAUACCUAAUGCUUUAAGCAAGCUGUGGCACAGGGAGAGGAAGUAAUUAAUAUUACCUGGAAGAACUGAGGAAGACUUCCCAGAGGAGAUGACAUCUGAGAUAGCUCUUAGAAGGAGGGACCAGUCCCUGGAGAAGGACAUCAUUCUUGGUAAAGCAGUGGAUCUGCAUAAAAAAGGAAGACCCUCAAUGAGAUGGAUUGAUGCAGUACCUGCAACAGUGUGCUUAAACAUAGCAAUAAUUGUGAGGAUGGCACAGAACCAGUGUUUCCUUCUGUUGUACAUAGGAUCACCGUCUGUCAAAUCUUUGGCUGAAGGGUGAACCUCAGGAGUGACUUCAGUACUGAGCUAUAAGGGUGUCCGGAGGCCAUACUCUCGGGGUUUCUCCAAUCUCUGUCAGACCAACCAUGGCCAAUUUCUCCCGCGACGACGAGGCGAUGCUGCAGGCGAUGCUGAGGCAGCUGUUCCAGAGCGUGAAGGAGAAAAUCACGGGCGCUCCCUCCCUGGAGUGCGCGGAGGAGAUCCUCUUACAUCUGGAGGAAACUGAUGAAAAUUUUCACAACUAUGAAUUUGUGAAAUACCUUAGACAAUACAUAUGCAACACUUUGGGGUCUAUGAUUGAAGAAGAAAUGGAAAAAUGCACAUCUGAUCAGAAUCAGGGUGAAGAAUCUGGCUAUGACACAGUUGUACAGCAUGUUACUAAGAAAACUCAGGAAUCUAAAGAGUACAAAGAAAUGAUGCAUUCCUUGAAGAACAUCAUGAUAGUGGUGGUGGAAUCUAUGAUUAACAAGUUUGAAGAAGAUGAGUUACGAAUUCAAGAGAGGCAGAAGAAACUCCAAAAGGAGAAAAGCAGUAGUUACUGCACAGACAAUUGCUCUGAUAGUGACUCAUCAUUCAACCAGAGUUACAAAUUUUGUCAAGGAAAAAUACAAUUGAUUUUAGAUCAGUUGGAUCCUGGGCAACCUAAAGAGGUGCGAUAUGAAGCUUUGCAAACAUUAUGUUCAGCCCCUCCAUCUGAUGUUCUGAACUGUGAAAAUUGGACCACUCUCUGUGAAAAACUGACAGUAUCUCUUGCAGAUCCUGAUCCUGUGUUUAGUGACCGGAUUUUAAAAUUCUAUGCACAGACAUUUACGCUUUCACCGUUACACAUGACUAAAGAAAUUUACGCAAGCUUAGCUAAACAUUUGGAAUUAUACUUUCUUUCUAGAGAAAAUCAUGUUCCUACUCUUUCGGCUGGUGUAGAUGUAACUAACCCUCAUGUGAUCCGUUUACUUAAAAAGGUUCGUCUUCUAAAUGAAUAUCAGAAAGAGGUUCCAUCUUUCUGGAUUCGUCAUCCAGAGAAGUAUAUGGAGGAAAUUGUGGAAAGUACUCUGUCAUUGCUAUCAGUUAAACAUGAUCAAAGCCACCUUGUCUCGCGAAAGAUUUUGGAUCCAAUUUACUUUCUUGCAUUAGUCGAUGCCAAGGCUGUGUGGUUCAAAAAGUGGAUGCAUGCAUAUUACAGUAGAACUAUACUACUAAGACUUCUUGAAAAGAAAUACAAAUCUCUGAUAACUACAGCAGUUCAGCAGUGUGUUCAGUACUUUGAAUUGUGUGAGACCGUGAAAGCUGAUGAAAUUUUGAGACAGUCAAAGCAUUAUGGGAACAAGCAGAAAAAUUUCUACUACUCAGGACAAGAUUUACAAUAUAUUUAUUUCAUUCACUCACUGUGCCUUUUAGGAAGGUUAUUGUUCUACACACAAGGCAGAAAGCUCUUUCCCAUAAAGUUGAAGAAUAAAAAAGAUUCAGUAUCUCUUACAGAUCUGCUGGUUCUGUUUACCCAGCUUAUCUAUUAUUCACCAAGUUGUCCAAAGACGACGUCAGCUGCACACUCAGAGAAUUACUCUCCUGCAAGUAUGGUCACUGAAGUUCUACGGAUACUCUGUGAUCAAAAAGAAUGUGCAAUUGAAUGCUUAUAUAACAACACUGUGAUAGAGGCACUUCUUCAGCCUAUUCAUAAUUUAAUGAAAGGAACUGAGGCUGCUUCACAUUGCUCUGAAACAGCUUUAAUUCACAUAGCUGAUAUUUUGGCAAGAAUUGCAUCUGUAGAAGAAGGUCUUAUUUUACUUCUUUAUGGAGAGAAUGUGAACUCUUCUGAAGAAGAAAAUCCUACAGGUGCUCACGUAAUUGCCCAAUUUUCAAAAAAACUUCUUGAUGAAGAUAGUCCCAUUUUUUCUGGAUCAGAGAUGUUGCCUGUGGUUAAAGGAGCUUUUAUUUCUGUGUGCCGACAAAUAUAUGGUACUUGUGAAGGUCUGCAGGUGUUAAUUCCUUAUAGUUUGCAUGAAUCUGUAGCAAAAGCAUGGAAGAAGACAUGUUUGCUAUCAGAAAGAAUUCCUACCCCAGUAGAGGGUUCUGAUUCUGUUUCUUCAGUAAGCCAGGAAUCCCAAAACAUUAUGGCUUGGGAAGAGAAUUUAUUAGAUGAUUUACUAAAUUUUGCUGCCACCCCCAAAGGACUACUACUUCUUCAAAAAACAGGUGCUAUCAAUGAAUGUGUGACCCUAAUGUUCAACCGAUAUGCAAAAAAAUUACAGAUCAGCAGGCAUAAAAAGUUUGGCUAUGGAGUUGUGGUUGCUCAAGUGGCAUCAACAGCAGCAGGUGCAAUAGCGUUACAAAAUUCAGGGUUUAUUAGUGCACUUAUAACUGAAUUAUGGGCCAAUCUGGAAUGUGGAAGAGAUGAUGUCAGGGUAACCCAUCCUAGAUCUACUCCAGUGGAUCCUAUUGACCGAAGCUGUCAAAAGCCUUUUCUAGUACUGGUGAACUUGUUAUCCUAUCCUGCUGUUUAUGAGCUGGUAGGCAAUCAAGAACUUCCUAAUAAAGCAGAAUAUUCUCUUCGUGAAGUCCCGACAUGUCUUACUGAUAUUAUUGAUAGACUUAUAAUUUUGAAUUCUGAAGCUAAGAUUCGUUCUUUAUUUAACUAUGAACAAUCACAUAUCUUUGGACUAAGGUUAUUAAGUGUGAUAUGUUGUAACCUGGACACUCUUCUCCUACUAGAGGCUCAAUAUCAAGUAUCUGAAAUGUUACUAAAUGCUCAAGAAGAAAAUACCUUAGAGACCUCUGAGAACUGCAGAGACUUCAUAAUUGAUGGUUUAUCAGUGGAGAGAAAUCAUGUUCUUGUUAGGAUAAAUCUUAUUGGUGGGCCAUUAGAGCGGAUUUUGCCUCCAAGGGUACUGGAGAAGGGUGAUGAUCCAUAUCCUUGGCCAAUGUUUUCAUCAUAUCCUUUGCCAAACUGCUAUCUUUCAGAAGUUACAAGAAAUGUUGAUACAAAGCAUGAUAAUGAUCUUAGCAAGCUUUUAUUAUGCCUCAAAAUUACUGAUAAACAAACUGAGUGGAUAGAAAACUUCCGAAGACAGUUUUGCAAAAUGAUGAAGACCAAACCUGAUGUAAUCAGUGGAGCUGCUUUGGUUGAAUUACUUGAAAAAUUUGUGUUUCACCUUUCUGAAGCCUCAUCUGAAUGCUACUUUCCCUCAGUGGAAUAUACAGCUACUGAUGCAAAUGUGAAGAGCGAAAGUCUUUCAUCUGUGCAGCAGCUUGGCAUUAAAAUGGCGGUCAGGUAUGGCACAUCCCUCAACCUGUUAAAAGAUGAUGCAGAAAAUCAUCUUUCCUGGGUCUUAAAGCACUGUGAGAGAUUCCUGAAACAGCAGCAAGCUCCCAUAAAAUCUUCUCUUCUCUGCCUGCAAGAGAGUUAUGCUGGCCAUGACUGGUUUGUAUCUUCUCUGUUCAUGAUAAUGUUGGGGGACAAAGAGAAAACAUUCAAAUUUCUUCAGCAGUUCUCCCGGCUUCUGACCUCUGCUUUCCUUUGGUUGCCAAGACUGCAUAUUUCUAGAUACCUACCCGUCGACAUUGUAGAAUCUGGCAUCCAUCCAGUAUAUUUUUGCAGCACUCACUAUAUUGAAAUGCUCCUGAAAGCUGAGGUGCCACUUGUGUUUUCAGCUUUCCACAUGUCUGGUUUUGCCCCAUCACAGAUUUGCCUGCAAUGGGUAACUCAGUGUUUUUGGAAUUAUUUAGAUUGGAUAGAAAUCUGCCAUUAUAUUGCUACUUGUGUUUUCCUUGGUCCUGAUUAUCAAGUCUAUAUCUGUAUAGCUAUAUUCAAACAUCUGCAACAAGACAUUCUACAGCACACUCAGACUCAAGAUCUGCAGGUUUUCCUAAAAGAAGAAGCACUGCAUGGGUUUCGAGUGAGUGAUUACUUUGAAUACAUGGAAAUUUUGGAGCAAAACUACAGACCAGCGCUACUGAGAGAUAUGCAGAACAUAAGAGUGCAGAGCACAUAGGUCAUGGCGACACAGUUUAAUUUUGUUUUUUUUAUAUUUUUUUAAGGAAACAAGGGAAUUUGAUUGUUUUCUGCAUCCAUAAAAACUAUGUUUUGUGAAUGCACAUAUUAUAAAAUCAUUCCUGAGAGUUUUUAAUAUUUUCAAGUAGGCCUUAGCUGAAUUUCUAACAUAAAGUGAUUUCAGUUUUUAUAAGUGUGUUGUAAGGUGGUUUUAGAAUGGAACCUUGCUUACGUAUAGUUCUUAUAUAUGGUUAAGAGCUAUUUCCAGCCUAUGUCUCCUUUUUCACCAGAUGAUUAAAAUAUAUUUUCCAGUGAAUCUGGAGAGAAGAAGCAAUAUUCUAAAUGAUUCUUUGGUUAGCCAGGGAGCGUCAGUAGAGACAAGGAAACGACAUACUUGUUUUCUCCAUUCUUUAUGUCUGCAUAUAAAAGAAAAUAGACAAAACCACAACUGCUUAUCUUAUGUGUUGAGGACCAAAUGGUAUUUAUCAUGGCAAGUGGUGGAAAUACCAUUGUCCUCAGACAUAAUUAUUUUCGAGGAGCUUGUUUCUGAUACCUAUAUCAAUUUACGUUUUUUCAUUUGAAAUGUAGUUUCUGAAUGAUUCAUUUAAGAGAUAGGUUGGUUGUUCCAUACCAAGAAGCAUUCUACUGUCAUUUCUUAACUUUCCUUAGUUAUAGGUUUGAUUCGUACUCAACUUGAAGACAUUAAGGACAAAAGAUUUCUAAAUUAUUUUAAAUCGCUUACACUGUUUUAUUUUAUUUGAAUAGAGUCCGCUGUAAUAAGACUAAUACAUUGUGUGAAGGUUUUUUUUUCUUAUAGCUGUCACCUUUAAUAUAUGAAAAAUAAUGCGCAAAUAUAUUAAAUUGUUAAUUUUUAGUCAGCAUUCAUUUCACCAAUUUUUUAAAUUAUAGAUAGAAUUUGUUUUAUAUUCAUUGCUUAUAUCCAAUAUAAAUCAGCCAUUAAAACCAUUCUGAAGGUAACCCCACUUUUUUUCAUUUGCGACCAACAGUGGCUGGUCCACAAACUCAUUUUCCUUUUAGCAUGAUGAAACAACUGUACAGUUUUGAAUUUUGUGAUGUUUAGGGUAUUGUAAUGCCAACCUUCCAAAAUGAGAUUUUGUACUUUAAAUGCCAACGAUAGCUUCUCAGUAGUGGUGUUCCUAAAGGGCAUUGAAAAAAAUGAGAAAAGAAAAUUGAGCAAGUUAUUUUGGCGUAGUGUACAUAUUAGCUCCAGAUAGUGUGAGUUAAGAGAGUCCUAGAUGACUCAAAACACCCAGUUUUGUCUACCCUCAAACUUAAUUUUGAAAAGAUGUUCCACAGAACUUGUAAUAUAUAUUUAUGGUUGUGUGUCUUCCCAUUCCAUACCUGAGUUAUUGUGAAUAGUCCUAAGAAACUUGCAGCACUUUAUUCAUUUUUAAAAGCUCUUACACAAAAUUGGAAAUAAAAAAGUGGAGAAGGAACUGUAAAUUAAUUUUAGAUAGUCAUUGCUGAUUUUGAUUAGAAACAGAGGUAGAUACAGAUUAUAAUGAUUCCAUUGUGGAAAAGUGACUUCAGCCAGAGCCAGAGGCUCUCUUUCCUUUGAGAGAUAAGAGAUGUCUUAUGAACAAUGACUUAGCAAUUUGUUUGGUGAAAGAAAAUGUAAAACAUGGUAGUCUGUGUAUGUCUUUUUAUUUCAAAAAUACACUUUAGAACAGAAAUAAGUACAAUCCUGUCUUUGCCCUUAGUUUUUUUUUUUCACGACGUACUUUAUUUGUGAAGGGGUAUCUCAUAUGUUUUACAAAAUUUAAAUUAUAACAAAUUUUUCAUGAUACAAUGUGAACAAACUUGUGAAAAUUUUAAGUACUUGUAUAAAAAUUUGAAUAUCUGCUUUCAAAAUUUCAUUUUUAUAGUUGAGCUUCUUCAUGGUAUAAGGUAUCUAAAGUAUCUGUGAAGGUAGAAUAAGUCUCAAAAAUUUAUUAAGACUUCCUAACAAGAGUCUACCUAAAUUUAUGAUUAUUAAAUUAUGGUCUGCUCUAUUUUGGUUUUCCAAUUCCCAGAUAUUAAAGAAAUUUCUAUGAUCAUUCACUUAACAAAUAUAUUUUUUGCCUGGAAUCAAUUUUUAAACCUUCAACCGAAACUAUCCCUUGAAAUCAUUUUUAAGUUAAAUAACAGUUUAGCUCAAAUAAUAAAAAAUGUUUGAGCAUUUUGCUGAGUGUGGGUUAAAGAAUUAUAUAUAUGAGAUCAAAUUUGCAGCAGUAACCCUAAAUCACAGAUGAGCACUUUAAGAGGCAGAAAGCCUAAGGUAAUGGUUGUUAAUAAUAUGGGUAGAGAUAGUGAGAAUGGUGAUACAAUGUGGAGUAUGUAAUCUUUGUCAUUGAACUACACAUGUAAAAACUGUGGACCAGGUGUAUGUUUUAUUGUGUAUAUUUACACUAAAAAAAUAUAUAUAUACUCAUAUACAUAUACAUAUACAUAUACAUAUACAUAUACAUAUACAUAUACAUAUACAUAUACAUAUACAUAUAUAUAUAUAUGGAAACCCUGGUGGUGUAGUGGUUAAGAGUUACAGCUGUUAACCAAAAGGUUGGCAGUUCGAAUCCACCAGAUGCUUCUUGAAACCCUAUGAGGCAGUUCUACUUUGUCCUAUAAGGUGACUUAUGAGUCAGAAUAGACUCGAUGGCAACGGGGUUUUUGGAUACACACACAAACACAUAUAUAUACACACACACAAAAUAUCUGUAACAUAAAAUUCUCAUUUUUUUUUCCUCCUAGAACUUCUCUCAUCUUUCUGUAUUCUUUUGCUUCUAUUCUUUACUUGUUGGUUUUUUCCCUGGAGUUCUAUUCUAGGCCACCUUCUUUCCCUUCUUCAGCCUCUUUUCUUGGAUGAUUCAUUUCCAAGUUUCAAUUAAGAUUCCUAUACUAAUUUCUCCAAAAAAUGGGUGAAACAGGAACAACUUCCUCUCUUUUCUUGCUAGAGGAUAAGAUAUACAUAUGACUAGAAGGAAGGAAAGGAGCUCUGGUGGCACUCAGAUACUAACCUGCAAUUUGAACCCACCAGCUGCUCCAUGGGAGAAAGAUGCCGCAAUCUACUUCCUUAAAGAUAACAGCAUUAGAAAACCUGUGGGCCAGUUGUACUUUGUCCUAUAGGAUAACUGUGAGUCAUAAUUGGCUCAAAAGCACCCAACACAACAUGACUAGAAGGAAAAUAAGAAGGGAGAAGUUAGAAAAAUAGGGAAUAAAAAGUAAGUGGGCAUAUCUUGUCCUCCAUCUUUCCCCUGGAGAAUUCAGUAGGAAAGAUUUGAGGCAGAAAUCCUACGUGAAAGGGGCAAGGAACGGGGAGACAAGAAAUUCUGCUAUAUCUGGGGAUGAUUCUGCCACUCUAAACAAUUAGCAAAGUUUCGUUGAUUCUAACUUUGUAGUCUUUCCUAUGUGACCCUUUAUAUCCAGUCUCUACACUGCAACUGUUGCAGUUUAGGCUACAAUUGUGUCUUACAUGGAUUACUGCCAGUAAUUCAUUGCUUUGCUUUAUUUUCUUCAACACAGUCACUGAGAAGAUUUUAAAGCAAAAAUCUGGCAGCAUUCCUCCCCUAUUAUUGCCAGCAUUACCAAGUGUCUUAGGCUGAAUUUUCUAGAGAAGCAAAACCAGUGAAGAGUAUAUGUAUAUAUAUGCUUUAUAUAUAUGGAACCCUGGUGGAGCUGUGAUUAGGCGCUUGGCUGCUAACCAAAAGGUCGGCAGUUCAAACCCACCAUUCUCUCCUUGGAAACUCUAUGGGGCAAUACUACUCUUUCCUAUAUGGUCGCUAUGUGUUGGAAUCAACUCACGAAUGGGUUUGGUUCUUUUUUGUUUGUUUAGCAUGCAAAUUCUUUACCAAUAAGUCCAGAGUCAUUGACACUUCCUCCUUACUAGGUCCAAUAAACAAUAUCAUCAAAGUAAUGGACCAGUGUGAUGUCUUAUGGAAGGGAAAGGUGAUCAAGGUCCUUGCAGGCUAAAUUAUGGCAUAGGGCUGGAGACUUGGUAUAACUAUGAGGUUGGACAGUGAACGUGUAUUGCUCGCUUUGUCAGCUUAAGGCAAACUACUUCUGAUGGUCCUUUGAAACUGGAAUGAAGAAAAAGGCAUUGGCCAAAUCAAUAGGUAUAUACCAGGUACUAGGAGAUGUGUUAAUUUGUUCAAGCAAUGAAACUACGUGGAGUCACCACCUGGUUAAGUUUAUGAUAAUCCACUGUCAUUCUCUCAAAUCCAUCUUUUUUUUUUGCACAGGCCAAAUGGGUGAGUUGAAUGGGGGUGUGGUAGGAAACACCACCCCGCAUCCUUCAAGACCUUCAUGGUGACAGUAAUCUGUGCAAUCCACCCAGGAAUGUGGUGUUGCUUUUGGCUUAACUGUUUUCCUAGGUAGAGGCAGUUCUAAGGCUUCCUUUUGGUUUUUCCUACUAUAAUAGGAUCCAAUGUGGGGGUUCUUCCAGUUGCUUCUUACAAAUUUUUUUUUUUUUUAUAUCUAUUCAAUUAUGCAUUCUGGAACUGGGGAAAUCACUACAGAAUGGGUUUGGGGACCCAUUUAAGACAAACCAGAGCUAAAACUCUGACUGGUGGUCCAUAGUGACAUUUUGGGUUUCCUGGAAUUAGUGUGUCAGUUCAGAACCAGUAUCCAGUAAUUGCCUAAAAUUCUGAUUAUUUCCUUUUCUCCAAUGAACAGUCACUCAUAAAGACUGUAGAUUGCUUUGGGGAAGGCUAUGAGAAAGAUUAAUGGUAUAAAUUUUUGUCAGUGUGGUAGGGUCCUUCCUUAAGGGAACCCAGCCUCCCCGUCAUUCAAGGGUUUGUGGGUCUGUAAACUGGCUCAGGCCUGAGAAUUGAUUGAGGGGCUAUGAUUCUCUAUUCUGGUGAUUCAAGAUAGACUUGACCUAGAAUUCAUUGUUUAUACAGAUCAAGUAAAUAGUAGAUUUCUCAAGUAUUUCACUCCUAGGGCCUCCAUAACUAAGUAGCCAGUGUUAUAAGCCCAUGUGAGUCAAACUAUUCUGAUUACUGCUUUAACUCCAUUGUCCAUUACAGUAACCAUGCCUACCUUGUUUUUGUUGAUUAAGUGCCACCACUUGGCCCCUACUACCUGAGGGUAAAAUCAGCCCCAUUGUAGUUCAGUGUCUUAAUUCACCUAGGGCAGUUUCCAUUGUCAAAUUUGACUCACAUAAAAUAGUAAUCACAGCAGUCUUCAAGGAUGACAGGGCUCCUUUCGCAAAUUUGUUCCUCACUGUUGUGGUGUGAGGUACAUCCUCUGGGCAUUACAUGGGUGGGUCUCUGGGUCUAACCUGAUAAAUCCACUCUAACGUGCCAGUUUCCCUAAGCCUUUGGAUUCCUUCUUCUACAGCAUAUCUAGGCUGGUCUGGUACUUCAACUUGAUUUAGUGUAGACCACUUCAUAAUCCAUGCUUCAGCGAGCCAACCAAAUAAACUAUUAGAUCUUUUCCUAACCCUUCCAGCUGAAACACUGAGUGAGGAAUCUGUGCUUAGUGGGCCCAUAUCAAUAAACUCAAACUGAUCCAUCUUUAUAUUCCUUGCACUAUUAUCCUACAUCCUUAAUAACCAUUCCCACACAUAUCCCUCAGGUUUCCAUUUGUAUAGAUUAGAAAAGUCAUGCCGUUCCUUUGGAGUGUAGCAUACCUUCUCCUGGGUCACACUUUGUACUUAACAUUUUAGAGCUUGCUGGGACUUAAGUGUAGUUAGAGGUCCGGAAACAAAAAUGUGUUUUGGGGUGGGUCCUAGGAAUAUUCAACAAUGUCUUUUGAGGCAUCUACCUCAGGCUAUGUCCCAGGCAACACUCCAGGCAUCACUCCAGGUAAUAUCUCAAACAAAGACUUUUUAAGCACAGCUGAGUUAAUCUCAUCAGAUGGGGGUGGAUGAGACAAUGGUUUCACUGGGAAAUGAUGGCUUAGCAGACAACGAGGAAGCGAUGUCUUCAAAUAGCAUUAAGAGCGCUGGUUGUUGGCAAGAAUGAUUCAAUGGAAUUUAGGGCUGCAGUGUCUCCAGCUUCCUGAUUAUCUGCCCAUAUGUCCCCAUCCCAGGAUCCUAUGUUUUCCCUAUCAGUGCCCUCAUGUUAAUAUCAGACACCAUUACUAGUUGGAAAUUCAAUUAACGUAAUUCAGUCAUUCUGGGUUUGGUUUUUGGCGAUAUCAGCUCUAUUAUUGCUAUAAAUAAGUCUUUAUUUCAGGGCAGAAGUGGCAAUUUUGAGGUCUUUUCUGCGAUGCUUGAACUGUGACUCUGAAGUCCUGAACCAUCUUUUUGUUUCACCACUUCAUCUAGUGAAAGUAGGACAAACCAACCAGCUUCCCUAAACUUCUCAUUCUGACAAAAUUGCAGAAAAGUAUCAAAUGUGUGGUCACCCAGCAACUUGCAUCUUACCAAUACUUGAUCUAUUGGUGGUGAUACUUUGCAUAUUAAUAUUGCCACCUCACACCGUGGAUUAGCAGCACCAUCUUUACUACUGAAGGUAGUCAUCUGCACCUUUAAGACUAGUCUGAUUUGGGAACUAAUUUAGAAAAAUCGCCCUUAGUGCUUUUUUUUUUUUUUUUUUUUCCUA
Molecule: messenger RNA, 11115 nt
Organism: Loxodonta africana (African savanna elephant)
Lineage: Eukaryota; Metazoa; Chordata; Mammalia; Proboscidea; Elephantidae
Gene: TBC1D32
Product: TBC1 domain family member 32
Exons: 38
Coding region: 675-4574 (1299 amino acids)
Biological process (GO): Golgi to plasma membrane protein transport
Cellular component (GO): trans-Golgi network
Source: RefSeq, a predicted model, not a curated record